Molecule: messenger RNA, 1134 nt
Organism: Desarmillaria tabescens
Lineage: Eukaryota; Fungi; Basidiomycota; Agaricomycetes; Agaricales; Physalacriaceae
Exons: 2
Coding region: 428-769 (113 amino acids)
Source: RefSeq, a predicted model, not a curated record
GGCUAGGUUCGGCCGCGAGGCAAGGAGGGUCAUGCGUCGCGAAUCAACGUAACCGUGAUACCCUCAGCACUGGGUCAAAGGGACUCUUGACUACGCAUUCCAACUUCAGAAAGGAGUGGCAGAUCGUAUGGGCAGGUAAAAUUUAAUGUUAGCGUGCCGAUACGGGAAUGUCAGGCUAUAUUUUCAUGGAGGAGAGAUGGUACAGAACUUGAUGAAGAUUUCCGGGUCUCGAGGCGAGCCAGCAAUAGGAAGACAAGUGCCGGGGAAUAAGAUUUGGAAAGGACAUUGAAGAUUCCCACGCCACCUUUCUUCACCUUCAUCCCGGCGCCAUUCUCAAAGCUUUAUUGUCAUCAUCGGCGACGGUGCUUGUAUCAAGUCCACUACGUUUGAAGAUUGACUGUAUCGCGUCAUUGCACCACAAUGUCUGAUGUCAGCGAAGGAGGCUCUACUUGGGAGUCGGGUGAUGAUGUGGAGGUCUGGCGCGUUGCGGCUUUCUUUUUCUUUCCUUCUUUGCUCGUGGAUGUCGAUAGGAUCACGGUUCUGCCACUUGUGCACUGAAGCUGAAGGUCCGAAAUUGGUCAUAACACGAGUUUUAGCUUACCAGGCUUGUCUUGCACUUAACCAUCGGCUACAUUCCCCGAGGACUCGGGUGGUGUGUUGCCAACGUGAAUCGUCAUUCAGAGGUCAGCGGGACCCCCAAGAUAAUCACUUCUCUCGUAUUUCCUUCCUGCAAGGGAAUGAUUCGAUCUCGGGUGUUUUGAAGGGAUAAUGAAUGCUAAUCCAGCCGAGGAUGUUAUGGAGUCAAAAGGUGCUGUAAAGCGGUGUACGGCUUAGUAAGAUUGCACCGGAUGUCAAUAAGAAUAUCAAUGUAUUGAGCCAUUGCCGUCUUGGCUAACCAAGACCUUUCGCUACAAUAUCGUUUACGCACAUGGUCGUUCAUCAAUCCGCUCAAGUAGCCGUACAGAUCGGUACUCGAUGGGCACAGAUCCUCGUUUCAACAUGCACUCUUUUCUGGGCGUCGAUGAUAUACCCGGUUACGACGAAGCAUAGUGCUUCAUAUCCACGACGACCUCCUCCAAACCGCUGCAGUGAAGGGAAGGUCCUUUCACGAUGACGGGUAACCACAGUACACAA